CAUGUGAGACUUGCACCCAAACGGGAUCUAGGACGAAUGAGAAGGCUCCGUCCGAUCCUGUGUUGUCUUGCCUGGAACAGAUCCGAGAGCAUUUGUCUGCUGAGAAUGAGAAUGCUCAGAAGAAGGAGACGCUAAAGCAGAAAUAUACGUGCCGGUUCUUUGCUGAAAAGUCAACAAGUGUGAGGAGUCUACAACGUGCUGCAACAUCUACCAAUUGGUAGGACAUCGACUAAAGAAUCUAAACAAACUAAGCAUCCAAAAAAUGUAGAGUGUUCGAGUGAGAGACCGGAACCAUCCAUUUGCUAUAACAGAUAUGCAAAGUGUCCCACGACUAGGAUGUUCAAAGUCUGCAAUGCGGCCCUGUUUAAGCAGCCACCAGUGUCAGGCCAUGCCCACAGAGAGGCACCGCUAGCUCAUGAACACAAGAGGUAUACUCCUGACAAUGGCUUCCUUGGCUCGGGGAAUGUUUCCGUGAGCAGCGGCAGUCACACUUCUCAUCAACAACAAUACCAAGUCGAGGGGGGAAGCAAUAAUUCUGGCCAAGAUGCCACAAGCAACAAUAGCCGGAACUCUGAUAAUGAUAAUGAACGUUGUUCCACAAUUUGUAGACCAGAAGGUGGCGUCUCAGAUACCCAAUGGAAUGAUAAACACACUGGAGCAACUAUGCGGAAAGAAGAUAGUUUCUAUGAAGAUGGUAGCCAAACGUCCCAUGGAUCACAACAGACGGAAGAGGGACGCGAUGGAAGGGCGCUGGAAAGAGAUGACGAGCCUCAAAGGAUGAGCGAGAGGAUGAACGACUUCAAGGCUAAGGAACAUCGAAUAAAGCAGCGAUCUCAAUCGGCACCAGCAAAUAUCAAAUACAGUGAUGGCAGCCAAUACUAUAGGGAACCAAACAGGGGUAAUCAGGCGCAGAUAAAACAUGUAGUUCGCCAGGUCUCGGACAGAAGUGAGGAAGAAGUACUCGCCACAAUUAUGGCAACCAAUAGGAAAAUAUUUGAGAACAAAAGAUGUUCCCCACAAGAACAGCCAGUGCUGCUGAUGCCCUUUCGUGUAGAAAACCAAAAUAUUGGACAAGGCAAGGCAAAGGAAUGGCGGAAGCUGACCUUGACAAAUGUUACCAAAGUCACACCCAAGCAAUUUCGUAUAGUUUCGGGGUAUGCCAAUGGGUCUGCCUCUGGUUCAAGUCGAGUUCCGAAAGCUAGUCCUCCAUAUGCUAGAGCUGUGCCCAGGAGAGCUCCACCGGCAGCUGUUCAAUGUCGCCCAUCGCAAGGUCAGGCUCAGUCUAGGGCUUAUCCAACGUCAGCACUAAGAUGUCCCCGUCAUCCUAAUGGACCAAUCUCUAACCGUAAUGGGAGAAACCCCAUUGCAUGCAACAGUUUUAGAACAGCAGCUCCAAGGAACAGAGAACAGCUCCAGUCUGAGUGCAGAGAAGUUGCGCCCACCCGUAGGAAUCAGCCAGCAUCUGUCAACUCAUUUGAGGACAGGGCGAGUCGACAACCAGCUCUUUCAGCUGACAGCAGUGAUAAUACAGGCCCUUCAGCUGUUCCCCCUCAACGUGGGCUGAACGCAGUCCAGGGGUCUCGCAACAAACCUUGACGGAGCAAACCCAAUGUCCAACCUGCCUGGCCGCAUGCAGGCCACAAUGCAAAGAGAGGAGCUUGGAAACGGUGACCCUGAUGCAGCCACGACCAUUGC
Molecule: messenger RNA, 1695 nt
Organism: Drosophila subobscura
Lineage: Eukaryota; Metazoa; Arthropoda; Insecta; Diptera; Drosophilidae
Exons: 4
Coding region: 337-1596 (419 amino acids)
Source: RefSeq, a predicted model, not a curated record